AUGUCGAUCUUGCUGGUGACCCGGGAACUCCCCUCCUCUCCUGCUGUCGGUGCUUUCAUUUCGAACCUGUCCGCCUCCAACGCUAAAGGCCUGCCUAAUGCUUUCUUUCUCCACUUCCUCGUUAUGAAUGGUAAGACGGAAGCCUCCCCGAACGCCUACCUCAAUCUCGCCCGACUGUAUGCGCCGACACAAUCCGUGGUUCUCUUUCCAGACGACAUAUCCAAUCGGCCGAACUUCACAUCACCCACCUCUGCUGCACUGCUCUCUGACUUCUCUUCUCCGUCCGUCCUGGUUGGCUCUGAUGAUCAUACUUCGUUCCCUUUCGAGCCGCUAGCGCCUCUGGCUCUGGACCGCGUCUUUCCUCUGUGGUGCGAUGAGCGGUUCAUAUCUGGUUCAAGGGAACUCGAUUGGACGGAAUAUCUGUGGCAAGUGUGGCUAGAGACGUUUGGUGAUGUCUCGGUCUAUAAUACAGCCCAAUGGUCCGAGGCCCUCCCGGCUACUCGGGCUGUAUCAGGCAAGCCAUCCCCUGCCCCGCUCGGUGCCCUGAGUAGAAAGAUUCACACGAAGUUCAGCACGAGGUUCCGGCUGGAGUCGUGUAUUCUCGCGUCCAAGCAGCUCGCUUCGACGGGUGAUCCUGAGCUCAUCACCCCUAAAGCCCGGUGGUUGAAGGAAAAUUGUCCGCAAGGAUUGAGCGUAUUGUCGUAG
Molecule: messenger RNA, 705 nt
Organism: Gloeophyllum trabeum ATCC 11539
Lineage: Eukaryota; Fungi; Basidiomycota; Agaricomycetes; Gloeophyllales; Gloeophyllaceae
Exons: 3
Coding region: 1-705 (234 amino acids)
Source: RefSeq, a predicted model, not a curated record